This is a messenger RNA of Somion occarium, 958 nucleotides long. The record is from the annotation of a GenBank genome assembly. Lineage: Eukaryota; Fungi; Basidiomycota; Agaricomycetes; Polyporales; Cerrenaceae.
GGCGACCAUGUCUCUUUGCAACCUCAAUCUGCUCGCGCCAAAAUCUGUUUGGUCACAAUAGUCUUGCCCAUGUCUCGGCUCACCCUCAUCGUUGCAGCAACCCUUGAAAACGGUAUCGGCCAAAAUUCUACUCUGCCAUGGAGGCUUCCAAAGGAAAUGGCAUAUUUCGCUCGUACAACCUCUAACGCGCCGGAGGGCAAGAGGAACGCGGUAGUUAUGGGGAGAAAUACUUGGGAGAGCAUUCCACCAAAGUUUAGGCCAUUGAAGAAUAGGGUGAAUGUAGUGAUAACGCGAAACCGAGACUACCAUUUGUAUGUAUUCUCAUCGUUCAGGAUGGAAUGCAAAAAGAUUGUGAACGGCUGUGACGACCUCAGGGAUCCGCAAAGCUCAUCGACAUCCAAUGCACCUACCCAUCUCUGUACAAGCUUGGAAUCUGCACUGUCCUUAUUGUCAAACCCAACGAAAUUUGAAAAGCCUAUCCAUCGAAUAUUCAUCAUAGGCGGCGCAACACUGUACAACGAAACAUUAUCGCUACCUCCUUCAGCACCAUCCUUUGUCGACCGCAUUCUUCUCACUCGUAUCCACUCUCCAACGUUUAAAUGUGAUACUUUCAUGCCAGAUUUUCAAAACCAGGAUGACAUGGAAAACCGGCAGCAGUCGAGGUGGAAAAAGGCUUCACAUGCAGAGUUGCAGGAAUGGGUCGGGUUUGACGUUCCGGAAGGCAUGCAGGAGGAAAAGGAAAUACAGUAUGAAUUCCAGAUGUGGGUACGGUAGAGUGGUGGGGGAUGAGACUGAAGUUGAGAAUCGGUCAGUCUCGGAAGGGUCCUAGCCCUGACGCUACCAUAGAUGUUAGUGGAAUACUGUAGUAGAAAAGUAUAAAACAUACCUGUUUGUGCUUUGGGUUUCUCUUGCAGAUAAUAUAUAUCCUUCCUUUCCUCUUGACAACACUGCACCCCUC